AUGGUUUCCACAACUUCUCCUCCGGCAACAACUCUGACAAAGUUUACGUCAUCGGACUAUGCCGAGGAGACAUUACUCUCCGACGCUUUGGAGAAAGAUGAGUUCAAGAAUGUGUUGAUGCAGAUGAUGAGUUAUCUGACAGAAAGGGCUGCUUCCAGAGACUCGCUUCGGAAGUUUGCGGUGGCGAAUGCUAGUGGUCCGGGCAAUCAAACCAUAUAUGGUCUUGCACGGUGCACGCCAAACUUGUCAAACAAGGAUUGUGACAUUUUCCUGACUGGGGCAUUCUCUGAUAUUUCUAAAUGUUGUGACGGAAAAAGAGGUGGUCGGGUGGUCCCACCCAGUUGCUACAUUAGAUUUGGACUUGAUAGCUUCUUUGACGCUUCUACAUACAAUAAUGCACAACCAUUUAUGCAGUCACCGUUGCCUCAUCCCGCCUCCCAACAAGCUGAAGCUAAGGAUGCUGCAGACUCAUUGCAAAUGGACUUUGAAACCAUCAGAAUGGCAAUAAAUGAUUUUGCUGGUGCAAAUAAGCUUGGACAAGGUGGAUUAGGAGCCGUUUACUUGGUAAGAUACUAG
Neltuma alba is the source of this 576-nucleotide messenger RNA. RefSeq names its product cysteine-rich receptor-like protein kinase 27. The record is from RefSeq and is a predicted model, not a curated record. Lineage: Eukaryota; Viridiplantae; Streptophyta; Magnoliopsida; Fabales; Fabaceae. Bases 1 to 576 code for a protein of 191 amino acids. The transcript is spliced from 3 exons.